Messenger RNA from Gossypium raimondii (Peruvian cotton), 582 nucleotides. RefSeq lists its product as uncharacterized. NCBI's taxonomy places the organism in Eukaryota, Viridiplantae, Streptophyta, Magnoliopsida, Malvales, Malvaceae. The record is from RefSeq and is a predicted model, not a curated record. The coding region runs from base 11 to 478 and encodes 155 amino acids. The transcript is spliced from 2 exons.
GGUUUCAAAAAUGCUCUCCCCUUCCUUGUCCUCCGGCCAGGGCUCGGUCAUCAGUCAGUCAUCGGCCUCCGCAUCGACCGCCGAUCCGGCUCCGGCACCGCCGUCUGCGGUGGCCGAAAAAGGGGAAAUCCCUUAUUUGACUCCUCGAAGCCCCCUAAACCCAAAUCUGGGCUUGGAUUUUUCAGAAUAUCGGCGAAAACCUCAAAAACGCCGAGGAAACCCUUCGGUUUUCGACCACCGAUCCUCCGCGUGGCUCUCUCAAACGCUUCAACGCUGCAUCGGAGUUGAAAGACAGGUACGAUCGGGGAUGUGGCUCGUGGGGGGACUUCGGCUGCGGCGCGAAUGUGGAAAACUGCAUAGGGUUUCCCUUGUGCUGGAAACGCUGGGCCUCUAUCUUUUUUGUUUUGAUUUGGGCCCUUGUAGGCCUGUUUGUAAUUUGGGCCCUUUUACCCAGGCCAAAAUCGGAUAUUACACCUAAGAUAAAACUGAAGAAGUGGAUGUUAUAGAAAGAAUAUAGUGAGAAACACACUCAUGAAAAGACUCUUUAAAAGGACGAGUAGAAUGAAGAUCAAAAUUUGUAUA